Messenger RNA from Raphanus sativus (radish), 724 nucleotides. Its product is annotated as pectinesterase inhibitor 2-like. The record is from RefSeq and is a predicted model, not a curated record. Gene Ontology annotation, biological process: negative regulation of catalytic activity. Bases 25 to 546 code for a protein of 173 amino acids. Gene Ontology annotation, molecular function: pectinesterase inhibitor activity. NCBI's taxonomy places the organism in Eukaryota, Viridiplantae, Streptophyta, Magnoliopsida, Brassicales, Brassicaceae. The transcript has a single exon.
UGACUUCUCCAAAAAGAGCUAAAGAUGGCAACAUACAUGAUGAACAACCUUCUUGUGUCUUGUCUAAUGUUUUUUGUAAUGAUUGGUUCCUUAAAUGCAAAACCUGCAGACACCAAAGCAAUUUGCGGAAAAGCAAAAAACCCAUCCUUCUGCACGAACUACAUGAAAUCAAACCCAAAGACUUCAGGUGCUGAUAUUAAAACGCUUGCAACGAUCACCCUCGGCUCUGCACAAACAAGCGCAUCAACUCUUUUGACGAAGAUUCAGUCUCUUGCCACGAGAGAAACUAACCCUGCUUUGAAGAAAGGAUACACCUCCUGCGUGGAGCAGUACAAGAAUACCAUCAGCAGUCUCGAUGAAGCUGGGAAUAGCCUAACGUCAGGAGAUGGUCCAGGGCUGAACAUCAAGGUUUCAGCAGCUAUGGAAGGUCCUACAACAUGUCAAGACGGCUUGUCGAAAGUCAAAGCUGAUCCGUCGAUUGUCAAGGACAAUGGUGAUUUUCAGAAUAUUUGUGGCAUUGUUCUUGUCAUCUCCAACAUGAUGUGAUUAAAGAAAGGGGUUCUGAUUCAGAAAACUACACCAAUCAGUUAUACAUGUAUAUAUCAUAGACACAAUCAAGUUCUUCUCUAUUUGUUGUUCUAUUACUUUUUAUUUUGUGCAGCUUUGUUCUAUUACAAUUAUUGAUAAAAAAAAAUAUAAGAGAUCUUAAGAGACCACAAAGUAC